This is a messenger RNA of Drosophila yakuba, 4636 nucleotides long. RefSeq names its product division abnormally delayed protein (gene dally). Gene Ontology annotation, biological process: positive regulation of canonical Wnt signaling pathway; cell migration; regulation of protein localization to membrane. Gene Ontology annotation, cellular component: extracellular region; cell surface; plasma membrane. Bases 766 to 2649 code for a protein of 627 amino acids. NCBI's taxonomy places the organism in Eukaryota, Metazoa, Arthropoda, Insecta, Diptera, Drosophilidae. The transcript is spliced from 9 exons. The record is from RefSeq and is a predicted model, not a curated record.
UCAAUCUGUUCGGGUUUCUCGUCGUGGAAGGUUCGUUGCGCGCGCGGAAAAACUGAAAAACUCGCUGCGAAAUUCGAGCGGAAAAGCGCUAGUAAAGAAGGCGAGUGCAUUUCCUCGACCUGAGAACGCCGGUGGCUAAGUUUGCCAAUAAGCCAAUCGCAAUUAAAUCUAUUUUCGCCGACCUAAGUAGGAGAAAUUAAACAAGAGCAGGAAAAAAAAAAAUAAAAAACAAACGUAAUCGCUGGCAAAUCAAUGCUAAAGGAAUUGAGUACUAUUCGUUGUUAUGUCAUGGAAAGUGUCUGAAUAAGUUAAGAAAAUACUUGUGUGAAAUUCUGCGACCUUUUAAAACUAGAGAAUUGAAACACAAAAAGUGCUAGACACGCGCUCUCUCUCUUCGACCACCAGCACCCACCACCACCACCCACUAUCGCCAUCCCACGUUUACUACCACGUUUAUAGCUCACGCGUGUUUUUGGGGCCUUUUGUUUUGUGCGCUCGUGUCUGUGUGUGCCAGUGUGUGUGCGUGUUAGCCGGCAAGUGCAUUUGUGUGAGUGCGAUUGUGUGUGUGUUGCCGCGAACAGCUGUUCACCCAGACAGCAUGCAGAGGUAAAUACGAAAAAAAAUACGAAAAAAGUGCUGCAAAAUAGAGUAAAUCAAAUAACCGGCUAAAAUAGAAAUAUAUAAGAAGAAAUCAAAGGCAAAUCAAAUUUAGCCCCAUCAUCCACUGUGUCUGCUGCACACCGAAAUCCCGAAAACGCAUCUAAAAUGGCGGCCAGGAGCAUGCGGCUAACGCAGCUUUUGCUAUUUACCCUGCUCUGCGGCUUCGCCGGCCUGUCAGCCGCCAAGCACCUGGACCUGGAUGGCGUCCACCACCACCAGCACCACCUGCACAGCGCCACCACGCACCACCGACGCCGCCUGCAGCGGGACUCGCGGGCAAGGGACGCCGUUGGAGCAGGGGGAUCGAGCCACCAGUGCGAUGCUGUCAAAAGCUACUUCGAAUCGAUCGACAUCAAGUCGAGUGGGACUUACAGCGAAAAAGGCGCCAUUUGCGGCGGAAGCUGCUGCAAUAAUGCCACGGAGCUGGAGCUGCGGGACAAAGCCGCCGGAAUGUUCGAGCAACUGCUUCAUCACCACACCAGCAGCCUGCGCGGAGUCCUCGAGACGAAUGCCAAACAGUUCCAGAGUCACGUCGUGGAAUUGGCGCAGAUUUCGGAGAACAUGACCCACUCGCUCUUCUCGAAGGUUUAUACCCGUAUGGUGCCUCCAUCGCGGAUGAUGAUCCAUCAGCUGUACACCGAAAUCAUGAACCAUCUGAUUUACACCUCCAACUAUACGAACAGCAAUGGCCAGCUGGGCAGGCGAGGAAUCGGCAGUGUGCAGAGCAACUUGGAGGAGGCAGUGAAGCGAUUCUUUGUUCAGUUAUUCCCGGUGGCCUACCACCAGAUGGUCCAUCUGUCCAAGAACAAUCUGGGUGACCUGCACGAGGACUAUGUCAACUGUCUGCAGCACAACUUCGACGAGAUGCAUCCAUUUGGGGAUAUUCCGCAGCAAGUGCAGUCUAGCCUGGGCAAGAGUGUCCACAUGUCCAAUGUCUUCAUGAACGCCCUGCUCCAGGCAGCCGAGGUCCUCAGCGAGGCGGAUGCCCUUUAUGGCGAGCAACUGACGGACACGUGCAAGCUGCAUCUCCUCAAGAUGCACUACUGCCCCAACUGCAAUGGACACCACUCGAGUGGCAGGAGCGAAACGAAGUUGUGCUACGGCUACUGCAAGAACGUGAUGCGCGGCUGCUCGGCGGAAUACGCUGGUCUACUGGACAGUCCCUGGUCGGGUGUAGUGGACGCCCUGAACAACCUGGUCACCACCCACAUUCUCUCGGACAGCGGCAUCAUCAACGUCAUCAAGCACCUGCAGAACUAUUUCUCUGAGGCCAUCAUGGCCGCCAUGCACAAUGGACCCGAACUGGAGCAAAAGGUUAAGAAGACGUGUGGCACGCCCAGCCUGACGCCCUAUUCGUCCGGAGAGCCGGAUGCGCGGCCACCGCCCCACAAGAACAACGUGAAGUGGGCCACUGACCCGGAUCCGGGCAUGGUCCUCUUCCUGUCCACCAUCGACAAGAGCAAGGAGUUCUACACGACCAUCGUGGACAACUUCUGUGACGAGCAGCACUCUCGCGAGGAUCACUCCUGCUGGACAGGCGAUCGUUUCGGGGACUACACCCAGCUGCUGAUUAAUCCGGGAACUGAUAGCCAGCGUUACAAUCCGGAGGUGCCAUUCGAUGCGAAGGCACAGACCGGCGAGCUGAACGAGCUGGUCGACAAGCUCAUCAAGAUCCGCAAGAGCAUUGGAGCUGCGGCACCUUCCAACAGCAUACAGGCGUCGCAUGACAUCCAGAAUGACAUGGGUGAGGGCUCCGGUGGCGGCGAGGGCCAGAUUGGCGACGAUGAGGAGGAGUAUGGAGGCGCACAUGGUUCCGGAGAUGGUUCCGGCGAUGGACCCCACACGCCCAUCGAGGAGUCCGAAGGCACCACCACCAACGAGGUGGAGUCGCGGGACAGCGGCAAGACUAGUGGGUCCAACCCACUGGAGGCCACCGCGACGUGGAUGCUCCUCACUCUAGUCACAAUGCUCUUUAGUAGUUGUAGUUAAGGUUGCUGCCCCCAGUCGAGGGAGUGAACACAAAAAACGCAAUGCGCCCCACUGUGCGAGGGCGGUGAAUGAUGUAACCACAAGAAGCGCAACAGCAGAUGCACACGAAUCGAGUUAAAUCAUGAAUUAAUAUAACUAUUAUCAUUAUUAUUAUUAUUUGUGUAAUUCUUAAGUUGUUACAAGUAAUUUAUAGGCCCUAAGCGCAUUCAUCUAGCAAUCGACUAACAACUUACACACAACCAACAGCAGCAGCGAAACUUGUAACUUGUAACUUGUAACUUGAAACUUGAUACCCUUGAAACCCUUGAAGCGCACCUCCUCUCCUUCUAGCUUUUCCAAAUUUGAAGCUCAUCGACUUUCCAUGCCGAAUCCAACUACAUAGACUUGUGUGCCAUAUAAAUGCGUUGGAUAUUUGCAUACGAAUCGAGCAAUUGCUAAACACAACUAACUAUAAACGAAAAUUAAAACUAAAUAGGCUCUCGGCAUCAGGCAGAAUCCCUUUCCAUAGAGUGUGCCGUUUGUUCAGAUACAUGUUAAUAUAUAUAUCGCGUAUAUAGCGUACAGUACACAAAGCUCAAUGUUCAAAGCAAGUUGUUCCUUUUCGGUGUAAUUACACAAGUUAAAUAGAUGCGAGAAAUCUGAGAGGCGUGGCACCACAUUCAAUGGCUAGUUUUUUUGGGGCGAUCACACAAAUAUUAUAUAUACGUAAAGGAUAUAAAUCUGUUAGCUGUAGCUCAGUGAAUGUUAAACUAAAGCGAAAUUAUUGUUGUCUACACCUUUCGAACUGAACGACGAAUGCGAGCGAAACCAUUUAGAAAUUGAUCAAUUGGGCAAUCGACGCGAAAUGCAUACGAAUGGAAUUUAGUUGAGUAAACGCACGGAAAAACUAGAAGACUUACAGCUUUAUACGCAAACAAAAACGAAAAACGAAGGAAAAUCGAUGAAAAUCUAUUGAUAUAUAUACGUAUAAAUAUAUGUAGCAUUACUUAAAUUAUAUGAACAAAGAGAUGAGACGACGACCUUGGCGUAAUAUGGAAAAUGUCAUAAAAUGCAUUCAGCUAAUUAGAGUUUACAGAGCACUUGGAUUUCUUCUUGGGGAGAGAGUGCAGAAAAUGCACAAAAUUGAGAAAAUGCAGAGUUCAGCGCACAAAUCACAGUUCGCAAAUUUGCAAUUUCAAUCGAAACUAAUGUUGCAAUCUUACGGAUACUUUACAGUGGGGCAGAGCGCUGCUGAAUCAAAUCCAGAGAGCAGCGCUGGCGGCACUCUAAAAACAACAAGUAAAUAUAUAUAUACAAAUGAAUAUGAAAUAUGCAUUAAUACGAGUAUGGCGCCAGCGAUAAGAAUGAAGUCUAUAUAUAUAUAUAUAUACACAUAAAUGAAUUAACUAAUUAAAUCGUAAUUAUAUGCUAGUGCGUAAACGUAACGAUUAGCGCGUAAUGUGUAAAAAGCAAACAGUUGAACGAAAACAACAAAUUUAGUUAGUAGCAAAUUAACAAAGGAAUCGCCAAUUGCCGCCGCACACAAAUUGGCAUAUACUUGCAUAUAUCGCACUAUAUACACUUCGAUCCGAUCGAAAUUAGAUCGUAGUGUGCCGGCGCGCUGGUUGAACUAUGUAUAAUUAUUAUUUGUAUCAUUAUUAUUUAACUAUUGCAUGUGAUUAAUAAUAUUUAAGUUAAACGUAAACGCAACAUAUUAAAUUGUAACUUAUGUAUACCGCAAAAGCAGCCGCAUUGUGCGAAAAAAAUCAUCGUUGUAAAUCUAUUUGAAGAUAACCAAUGCGAAUCGAAAAUUGCACUAAAAAUAAAUGUACUACUUUUAGAUGCCUAAAAACCAAUAAAUAAUUAUGUAACAAGAAACGCAAGUCCAACAAGUUUAUUGAAAGCGAUACGCAAUAGUGCUAUGAGUGUAACGGCAGACAAGCGAAAAUGAGAACUUUUGUAAAUUUCAUUUAAAACCUGAAUAAACGUCAAUAUUUGAAACUCGAAA